Varroa destructor (honeybee mite) is the source of this 2346-nucleotide messenger RNA. RefSeq names its product gastric triacylglycerol lipase-like. Gene Ontology annotation, biological process: lipid metabolic process. Gene Ontology annotation, molecular function: hydrolase activity, acting on ester bonds. Lineage: Eukaryota; Metazoa; Arthropoda; Arachnida; Mesostigmata; Varroidae. The record is from RefSeq and is a predicted model, not a curated record.
CAACUUUAGCUAUAUAACAAAGUUAUGGGCGGGCACGUCUGGCACGCUUCACGUACAAAAUAGGGAAACGACCGUUGUGUCUAUCUGAGGUACGCAGAGAGCCAGUUAGUACAGCUAAUCUACAGUAGCCACGGCUACUUCGGCUGGAUCGGAAGAAAUGGUCAAUAUCAGAUACCGACCAAAGCUAUAUGCGAUCUCAAUAUAGUGGCUGUCGUAAUUUUUUGCUUUUUUUCUCUCAGCGAAAUGAUCAUUGUCAUGCGAAGCUAUCUGCCGCUGAGAUAAUCUUACACCCGACAGGCAACUAACAAUCCAUCUAGCUGGAAUAAUUUGAGGAAAAGUGUCAGUGGUAACAAAGGGCUAAGUCGUCUAGGACUAGUGCUUCCAACAAUGAUUCGUGUUUCGCUACUUGUUUUCGUUAUCCUGACGCCCGACAACAUGACGCGGAGCGGCUCUCUAAAACUAUUAAAUACGGUGCGCGACGUCACAAAAACAGUGUCAAAUCAGCUAAAAAGCACAAUCGAUAAAACCGUUGACAGACUCAGCGAGGUCACUUCACAAGAUCCGGACGUAUCGUCUAUUCUCAAAGGACCGGGCGAGUACGUGCGCAGCUACGGAUACGACUACCAUGAGUUCAACGUGACCACGAAAGAUGGCGUCAUCCUAAGCGUAUUUCGAGUCAGAAAUCCUCGCGUCUACAAUAACCGUUCUAUUCCAGUCAUUAUGCAACACGGUGUUGUAAGUUCGGGAUUUGACUUCAUUGCAAAUCCUCCUCAUCAAGGACCUGGGUUUUUCCUAGCCAAUAUGGGUUACGACGUCUACCUACCCAAUACCCGAGGAAAUAAAUUCAGUUCAUGCAGCGAAUCAACCCAUAAACACUUUUAUUACUCGAGCUUUAUGGAGAUGGCGGAAUACGAUUUACCAGCAAUCAUUGACGCUAUUCUCAGCAGAACUGGAUUUACAAAACUUCACAUUAUCGGCCACUCACGCGGAACAACUGUGACCUUUGCUAUGCUUGCCUCCAAGCCGGAAUACAACAAGAAGAUUCGCCUCUUCACUGCAUUAGCGCCCGUGGUCUACCCUGAUUUAAGUCCAGCAUGGUCCAUCCUUCAAAGUAUCAUGCACGAACUGAAGGGUGUCAUGGACUGUAUUGGCUAUUCGCGCAACCGAAUUUUUGACUCCUCAAAGGUAAACGAUCUCAGUUUUGGCCUGAUGAAUCCUCUCGUUUGUUCAAUCGGAGGAGGAGUGUUAUGCAGCGCCAUGCUCAAUGUCGGCAUGAAUCCGAAGCUUUUGCGGAACGUUGAGCAUCCCCGACUUAAUAGCUCUCGAGCACGAGUAUAUGCAGUUAAUACGCCAGCGGGCUCGACGGUGCAAGACUUUGUUCAUUUCUUCCAGGUAAUCCAAACUGAAAAAUUUGCCAAGUUUGACUACGAUGAUAAGCCUGCUUGCUAUCCAGUUGACAAGACAAAUCAGAUCGUUUACGGGCAGUCGACCCCACCAGAGUAUAAGUUAGAAAACAUCAAUGUGCCUCUAGUGGUGUUUCAUUCAAAAGACGAUACAUUCGCAGGGCCCGACGGCGUAGCUAAAUUACGACAAAAGGUCGGGAAGCUGGUGGUCAACGGAGGAUGGUAUUAUAUUGAAAAAUCAAAAUGGCUUCACCUCGAUUACCUUUGGGCCAUGGACGCGGUACAGCUCGUCUAUCUAAAUGUUUUGCGUCAUUUGCGAGAAAGUGACAAACUCGAGGAUGGCCAUGUUCGCGAUCUUGACGAGCUUUUUGCGCUUUACCAAACGGACACGAAAAACUAUAUUAGUCUUAUUUAGAUUGUAUUUAUUAUUGAGCUAAUGUUCACACGAGUGGUAAGGUGGCAUCCCUUAUAGGACGAUGAUCGCAAUUGGUAACCUAAAAUGGUGUUUGUCGAUUGAUGUAAUUCUUCUCUCUCUAUACUGCAAUAUCUAGCCUCUCCUAGAAAAACUAUUUAACGUUUGACAAAAACCACCCAAAAAGAAACGAUAGAUUCUUAUGAGAAAUGCUGAAUACCUUGUUGACUUUUAGUUUAAUUAUGUCUAUUGUAUUACUAUAUUUUUAUGCUAUUUGCUUGCAUUCACUAUUAAAUCCUAAUUAGCAACGGUAAAUAAACCUUCUACGUACAGGAAAUGUUAUAUUUUUCCCUUUUUUUUUUUUCUUCAAAUGGAUCUUCGUGGAUAAUUUGUAUGUACACGUGCAUCAAACGAUAAAGCUAAUAGUUAACACACGUGAUAGUACUCGUACUGUACUUGUCUUUAUAUAUAACAUAAAAUCAUUGAUUGACUUAUUAUCCGACAAAAAAAUGAAUUCAAAGUCCAAGGUGG